AUGUCCUCAACUCAUACCAUGGACUUGUCCAUAUUGGCCAAGACGGCUGCCUUUGCCGCCAUCAUCUACUAUCAAUAUAUCCGCACCGGGCGAUGCAUGAUACUUUUGCAGCAGGUCCUGCUUCUUCUCAGCGGCUGGUUUGCCUCCAUUAUUAUUCUUGUACAUGAGCCUGAGAAUGCACUCGAAAAACAGGCCGCCGUAUCCUUCUUUGCCAGCUGCGUCGUGCUGUCCGUAUGCUUCGCCAUGGUGUUGGACUUGGACACCUCUUGGUCUGAUAUUGGCAAACAAUUGAUAUUCUUUUGGGCCACGACAACCCUCAUCGCACUGAUCCCGCUGUACAGAGACCAGGGAAUCCAUGCUAGCCACAUCUUGUUUCUGUGCAAGACGCCCUUCAUCAUAGCGUCCUUCUUCAUCCGCUUACCUGUCGACGGAGCUGGCCCAUUAACCGACGCUACAAGAAAAUGGGCCAAGGAGAUUUGGUACAACAUGCAUAAUACUUCCUCGGAGGACCUGUUUCUGCGGUUAAGCCAAGACGACGUGUUUGGAUAUAACGCCACGGCGCUGGAGCUGGAGUAA
Messenger RNA from [Torrubiella] hemipterigena, 576 nucleotides. The record is from the annotation of a GenBank genome assembly. NCBI's taxonomy places the organism in Eukaryota, Fungi, Ascomycota, Sordariomycetes, Hypocreales, Clavicipitaceae.